Musa acuminata subsp. malaccensis (wild Malaysian banana) is the source of this 1128-nucleotide messenger RNA. Its product is annotated as aquaporin PIP1-2. Gene Ontology annotation, biological process: transmembrane transport; response to water deprivation. NCBI's taxonomy places the organism in Eukaryota, Viridiplantae, Streptophyta, Magnoliopsida, Zingiberales, Musaceae. The record is from RefSeq and is a predicted model, not a curated record. Gene Ontology annotation, cellular component: plasma membrane; vacuole; plasmodesma. Gene Ontology annotation, molecular function: water channel activity.
CACUAUAAAAGCUCCUCCUCUUAAGUCAUCAUGUACGUACGCUUGCUUUCCUUUGCUCGAAUUUAGGAGCUUGGAGGAGAGUUGGAGAUGGAAGGGAAAGAGGAGGAUGUGAGGCUCGGAGCAAACAGGUUCUCAGAGAGGCAGCCGAUAGGGACGGCUGCCCAGAACCAGGAAAAGGACUACAAGGAGCCACCUCCGGCUCCACUGUUUGAGCCAGCAGAGUUCUUCUCCUGGUCCUUCUACAGAGCUGGCAUCGCAGAGUUCAUGGCCACCUUCCUCUUCCUCUACAUCACCAUCCUCACUGUCAUGGGCGUGGUCAAGUCCACCACCAAGUGCUCCACCGUGGGCAUCCAAGGCAUCGCCUGGGCCUUUGGUGGCAUGAUCUUUGCCCUCGUCUACUGCACCGCUGGGAUCUCAGGUGGCCACAUCAACCCGGCCGUGACCUUCGGGCUGCUCCUGGCGAGGAAGCUCUCCCUGAACCGAGCUCUCUUCUACAUGGUGAUGCAGUGCCUGGGUGCCAUCUGCGGUGCUGGUGUGGUGAAGGGGUUUCAGAAGGGGCUCUACCAGAGCAAUGGUGGCGGAGCAAACGUUGUGGCCGCUGGCUACACCAAGGGUGAUGGCCUGGGUGCUGAGAUUGUUGGCACCUUCAUCCUUGUCUACACUGUCUUCUCUGCUACUGAUGCCAAGAGGAACGCUAGGGACUCUCAUGUGCCUAUCCUCGCCCCAUUACCUAUUGGUUUUGCCGUAUUUCUUGUUCAUCUGGCCACCAUCCCCAUCACCGGCACUGGCAUCAACCCUGCAAGAAGCUUUGGAGCUGCAGUUAUCUACAACAAGGACCAUGCUUGGGAUGACCAUUGGAUCUUCUGGGUUGGACCAUUCAUCGGAGCUGCUCUUGCUGCCCUCUACCACCAGGUGGUGAUCAGGGCAAUCCCAUUCAAGAACAGGACCUGAGCUACCCUGUCAAGUUCUCAUGGCCUCUCAUGCUGUGGCCACUGCUAUGUCUCUUUCAUCUAUCAUGUUUGUGGAUUUCCUCCACCAGGGUCUUUUCAGUUUGGUCAUGAAGAAAGAUUAGGUGAUGAAACAGGACCAUCUAAGAAAUAAAUCCAAAAUAUUAUGAUCAUUACACAA